GUGUGAUUCUGUCAGAAUUGAGCCGGAAAUGUAACCUUAAACGAACUGCACGUUGGAAAAAACGAGGUAGCAUUUUGUUGACGCCAUGGAAAUUCUUUUUUUGUCAGCCAAGGAUACCUUGACCAAUGGCAGCCAAACUAUAUGAUCAUGUUGACGUGACGUACAGAUUAUGCGUCAUUUGAUUGGAGGGCUAAUCACGUAGGCCCACACCACGAGUCAAAUAUAACGCUUGGGAUCUACAGCUGAGCGCUGGAACUCUGAUCGCACUGCAAAAUUACAUGCACGUUGUCAUGCAAACCAGCACCGUAUGUUUUGAACGGCAUCGGGAAGCACAACGUCACAACCAGUGAUAGACAAAAGCCGAAUAACACUUCACAAAACUAAAGCAAACUUAAAACGCCAUGGAAUCUGAAAUCGUGCAAACUGACCUUACUGAGACAGAGGUGUUGAUUACCGAUUCUCCCUCGUCAACUCCCGGUGAUGAUGCCGUGCCACCUUCAACCUACGCCCUGGCGGUGUCCGUCGCUUCUUUGAUGGCCCUGUCGACGGUCACCCCAAACGCCAUGAUAAUCACACUAGUUAUCGUCGAUCGCAAACUGCGAAAACUCAGCAACUAUUACAUCAUCAGCUUGGCGACAGCCGACUGUAUUGUAGGAGCUGUCGUCAUGCCCGGCAUGGCGUCCUACUCCAUUUUAGGAUUCUGGGCCCUCGGCGACAUCGUUUGCGACUUGUGGAUUACCGUCGACUUCAUGUGCUGCACCGCUUCCAUGCUGAGCUUGUGCAUGAUAUCGCUGGACCGUUACUGGGCUAUCACUAAGCCCCUGAAACACAUGGGAAGACGCAGUCGCAAAAGGGCACUGGUGUACGUCGCUUCAAUCUGGCUCGUAUCGGCCAUCUGCUGGGUACCAGCGAUCGUCGCCUUUCGCGUCGUGUCCGGAAGUUUCAUAGAAUAUGACUGUGUCUACCUAACACACCCAAUAUACGUCCUUAUUUCCGCUGUAGUAAUAUACUACACCCCCAUGGGUGCGAUGGUGUACCUCUAUAUCAAUGUAUACUGCUCAGUCAAGGGGCAGUUUAAAUCUCUUGAAGAAUUUGAGCGCCCGUUGAGCGAAAAAGGCGAGAAGACGCAAGGUGGACACGCUGACGAUUGUCUGAACAAUUCAAGCCUGAGUAACGCCACCGAUCUAUUCACUAAUGUCUCGGAGCUAUCACUACAAGAAUUGUCCACAUACACGAACAAGGGAUUCAGGGCCAGUACGCAAUCUUUGCAUGGACUCCAACGGGAAUCGGUGGUGUCUCUUGAAGGCAUUGAAACCAGUGGCACCGAUCUUGGCAUCACGCGGUCUGAUAUCGACACCGGCGCGCCUUCGGACAGUAGUGGGAUGCGCUCGGCACAAACGGGCGACGUAACACUGACUUCUGUGUCGGGUACUGUUCCCCAAAGCCAAGGGGAAACCACGAAUGCUGAGAAGAUGAGGAAGCUCCGGCUGCAGAAGGUCCAGCUGAAGCACGCUGCGAUUAACCGACGAACCGCGCGGACCCUCGGCAUAAUCGUCGUCUUGUUCCUGGUGUGCUGGCUUCCCUUCGUCGUGAUGUUCCCCAUCAAAGCGUUUUGCAACAACUGCAUACUGGGCAAACUGUACGACGCUUCAUACUGGCUGGCCUACCUGAAUUCUACCCUCAACCCCUUUCUGUACGGCUUCAGUGCGGACUUCAGGCGGGCCUUUAUGAGGUUCUUCUGCAAGAGGUGCGUGGCCGUCGCGCACGACGUGUCGACAACCGAAGACGUCAAGGGGAACGUAAACCAGAUCCACAAAAACUAAUGGCGUUGCACUUUUUGUCCUCAAAAACUUGUUCACAUGUAGCGAAUCUCGAAUAACCGAUUGGAGCAGUUGACGUAACAACUGAUAACACAGUGAUACUGAUGCCAUCCCUCCCAUUUCCGAUCAUCCAGUGAAUUAUUCCACGCACUGACAUGCGUGCACUUGACAAUAAUUAGAUGUAAAUAUAAUUUGCACACAAUUUUGUUAAUACAUGUACAGCAAACCUGAUGACAUAAAACCAAUAUGCAUGUACUUAAUAUUAGUUUAGUUCAGCACAUGAUUCAAACUGUUUAUUUGCGUAUAAAGUAAUCUGUACAAUACUUAUGCGAAAUUAAUAACCUUUAACCCUAACAGUCCCACAUCCUCCGAUUUCAAUAUGAUUUUACAUACACCCUACGGGGUUAGGGUUAAUACAAAAUCCAAGCACUUGCAUAGUAUUAAACUUUACAAAACAAUGCCUUGUUGUAUCCCUGGUGGAAAUUUGUGGCCCUUGUGAAAAUGCUCACAACCUAUGUACAAGCCAAAGCUUACGUGCUUUCAGUGCCCCCUUUGAAAUAUUAUGUGCAUCCCAAGCCGGGUGCUCCCUAACAGGUUUCAAUCCAGUAACGCCACCAGCCCCGCCUGUCCAAUAUCCAUCAGACUAACUUAAUUCCUUUUGGAACUCUUAAAUAUAUUCUAAGACUCUCAUAGCCUCUUCACCAGAGAGGCGUCCAUCACAGUGUGGACUGAACGAAAUAGUGGAGGGACUUUUCUCCUAUUAUGUGUACAUGUACAUUAAACAAGGAGAAGCAAGCAACAACCGAAGUGUAAAAUGGCGGCCAGUGGCGUCGAUACUGGAGGGGAUUUACGACGUGCUGUCGACUCUCGUUAAUACGAGGGCCUCGGGACUUACUUAAACUAACUCUUUUCUUUGGUAACGUGCACCAUAUCCAUUUUGCAGACAAUUAAAACUGUGCAAUGAC
Messenger RNA from Acanthaster planci (crown-of-thorns starfish), 2785 nucleotides. RefSeq names its product putative G protein-coupled receptor No18. Gene Ontology annotation, biological process: adenylate cyclase-activating adrenergic receptor signaling pathway; positive regulation of MAPK cascade. Lineage: Eukaryota; Metazoa; Echinodermata; Asteroidea; Valvatida; Acanthasteridae. The record is from RefSeq and is a predicted model, not a curated record. Gene Ontology annotation, cellular component: plasma membrane. Gene Ontology annotation, molecular function: G protein-coupled acetylcholine receptor activity.